GCGCGAUCCUCCUUCCUUUCCUUCCCUCUCCCUCCUUCCCUUCCUUCCUACUUUCCUUCCGCCGGGCGCGAUGGAGCCUGGGCGCCAGGCGGCCGCGGCGCUGCUGGCGCUGCUGUGCGCCGGGUGCGCGCUGCGCUCGGGGCGCGCCCAGUACGAGCGCUACAGCUUCCGCAGCUUCCCGCGGGACGAGCUGAUGCCGCUGGAGUCGGCCUACAGGCACGCGCUGGACCAGUACAGCGGCGAGCACUGGGCCGAGAGCGUGGGCUACCUGGAGAUCAGCCUGCGGCUCCACCGCCUGCUGCGCGACAGCGAGGCCUUCUGCCACCGCAACUGCAGCGCGGCGCCCCAGCCCCAGCCCGACCCCGGCCUCGCCGGCUACCCCGAGCUGCGCCUCUUCGGGGGCCUGCUGCGCCGCGCUCAGUGCCUUAAACGCUGCAAGCAGGGCCUGCCAGCCUUCCGCCAGUCGCAGCCCAGCCGCGAGGUGCUGGCGGACUUCCAGCGCCGCGGGCCCCACAAGUUUCCGUUCGCCUACUUCAAGGCAAAUAAUCUCCCGAAAGCCAUCGCGGCGGCUCACACCUUCCUACUGAAGCAUCCCGACGAUGAAAUGAUGAAGAGAAACAUGGCGUAUUACAAGAGCUUGCCCGGAGCCGAGGACUACAUUAAGGACUUGGAAACCAAGUCGUACGAGAGCCUGUUCGUCCGAGCAGUGCGGGCGUACAAUGGCGAAAACUGGAGAACCUCCAUCACCGACAUGGAGCUGGCCCUUCCUGACUUCUUCAAAGCCUUUUACGAGUGUCUUGCAUCCUGUGAGGGCUCCAGGGAGAUCAAGGACUUCAAGGACUUCUACCUUUCCAUAGCAGAUCACUACAUAGAAGUUCUGCAAUGCAAGAUACAGUGUGAAGAGAACCUCACUCCUGUCAUAGGAGGCUAUCCGGUUGAGAAGUUUGUGGCAACCAUGUACCAUUAUCUACAGUUUGCUUAUUAUAAGUUGAAUGACCUGGAGAACGCGGCCCCGUGUGCGGUCAGUUACCUGCUCUUUGACCCGAGCGACAAGGUCAUGCAGCAGAACCUGGUGUAUUACCAGUACCACAGGGACAAGUGGGGACUCUCGGACGAGCACUUCCAGCCCAGACCGGAAGCAGUGCAGUUCUUCAACGUGACCACACUCCAGAAAGAGCUGAAUGAGUUUGCUAAGGAAAACAUCGUGGAUGAUGAUGAGGGGGAGGUCGUGGAAUACGUGGAUGACCUCUUGGAACUGGAGGAGACCAGCUAGACCACCACCACCAGAGGCUUCCUCUUGAUGUUCAGGAAACAGAGUCUUUGUCCCCCCUUCUCCAAUAGCCCGGGCGUUGCUUUCUCAGAGCCUUCUCGUUACUGUAGAAAGUGAAAGGGAAACCUCCGUCUUGCUCACCUCAUCUAAUCCGGGGUGCGCCUGCCUUCCCAUGUUCUCACCCACUUUCUGGUCUUCACACCUGCCUCCCAUGUUCACACCUGUCUUCCACAUGUUCACACCUACCUUCUGGUCUUCAUACCUGCCUCCCCAUGUUCACACCUGUCUUCCACAUGUUCACACCUACCUUCUGGUCUUCACACCUGCAUCCCCAUGUUCACACCUGCCUCCCCAUGUUCACACCUGUCUUCCACAUGUUCACACCUGUCUUCCCAUCUUCACCUUCAUCUUCCUCUUGUUCACUACUGUCUUCCCUAUGUUUGUACUGGUUUUCUACAUGUUCACACGUGUAGUCAUUACAUGUCUCCCAUCUUCACAGCCAUCUCUCCUGUAUUCACGCCUGUCUUCUCCACAUUCACAUCUAGCUUCCCAUCUUCACACCGACUUCCCUGUGUCCACACCUGUCUUCUCCAUGUUCACACUGACUUCCCUGUGCCCACACCUGUCUUCUCCGUGUUCGCCCUGGACUUCCCUGUGUCCACACCUGUCUUCUCCAUGUUCACACCGACUUCCCUGUGUCCACACCUGUCUUCUCCAUGUUCACACUGACUUCCCUGUGCCCACACCUGUCUUCUCCGUGUUCACCCUGGACUUCCCUGUGUCCACACCUGUCUUCUCCAUCUUCACACCGACUUCCCUGUGUCCACACCUGUCUUCUCCAUGUUCACACCGACUUCCCUGUGUCCACACCUGUCUUCUCCGUGUUCGCCCUGGACUUCCCUGUGUUCACACCUGUAUUCUUCAUGUUCGCACUGGACUUCCUGUGUUCACACCUGACUUCUCCGUGCCAUACCUGUCUCCCCACCUUCACACCUACCUUCCCUGUGUUCACACCUGUCCUUUCCAUGUUCACACCUGACUCCCCAGAUUCAUACCUGCCUUUCUCACCUUUUUGGUUUGAAGAGUCUUCAGUCAUUUGUUUUCCUUUGUUCCCUGAAAAUCAGUAUUAUUUUUUAAAUAAGAAAAACAUUUCUAAAAGACAGUCAUUGUGAAAAACCUA
Messenger RNA from Tupaia belangeri chinensis (Chinese tree shrew), 2450 nucleotides. It is a transcript of the gene CRTAP, whose product is annotated as cartilage associated protein. Gene Ontology annotation, molecular function: protein binding; collagen binding. Lineage: Eukaryota; Metazoa; Chordata; Mammalia; Scandentia; Tupaiidae. Gene Ontology annotation, biological process: collagen fibril organization; peptidyl-proline hydroxylation to 3-hydroxy-L-proline. The transcript is spliced from 7 exons. The coding region runs from base 71 to 1273 and encodes 400 amino acids. Gene Ontology annotation, cellular component: endoplasmic reticulum. The record is from RefSeq and is a predicted model, not a curated record.